AUCUCGGGUACGCCGCUUCGUCCGGCUCUGCUUGCUCGCUGAAGGUUGCACCUUCCGCCCGGAGACCUGGGCCGCUUCGAGAUGGCAGGUGCAGUCGAGGCACCUUGUCGUGGCGCUCGCGAAUAAGCUGGUGACAACGAGUCAACUUCUCUCCCCUGCUGUGGGAGACGAAGCCUGCUUUCUCUCCUAUUUCUCCGAACCCCAUGCCGUUCUUCGUUUCCAUCUGCAUCGCCCCUCUGCUAGGACUGCGAUGUCCUUGACGGUGAAGUCGUUGAAUGGCGACACGGCGUUUUUGCUCACCUUCAGUCCACCUGUGGCCCCACUGUCUUCCCCAGGCCUCUUCCCAGGUUCAUUCACGAUCCUGAUUGAUCCCUGGCUAGUUGGCCCAUCCGUCAUCUUCAACUCCGUCUUCUCCAUCUCACACCAGAAGGCGCAACCAUGCAUCUCACACCUGAAAGAGCUGGAAUACGAGCCGGAUCUCAUCCUCAUUUCCCAGGACAAGCCAGAUCACUGCCAUGAAGAAACGCUCCGUCAGCUGCCGCCAGACUGCGAAUCUACGAUUCUCGCAACUCCACCUGCAGCCAAGAAGAUUCGAUCAUGGAAGCACUUUCGUCCCGAGCUUGUGCAUGCCUUACCCAAAUACGCGCAAGGCGAUAAUCGAGCCAUCCACCGCAUCGUACUGCCGCCACCAACGCCCAGAGGCUCUUGUGGCGAGAUAACAAUAGCAUGGAUGCCAGAGAAGAGAGACGUCUCAAGACUACACCAUGCUAUUGGCAUCACGUACCGACCGCCUUGUACGGUGCUUUCGGCUACGACAUCAGGUUACUACCUCGACCUUCCCAUGAGUCCACCUGCAUCACCAGGCUCCCCCAUGACAAUAGCUUCGUCACCCCGUACCAUCGUGCCAUCGCCGUACCACGACCGUGAGAAGACUCUCUCUGUCAUCUACUCACCGCAUGGAGUGUCUUACGACAUUGUUCGCUCCUAUGCUUCGUCACAUCUUGUUUCCGAAUCGGCUCUUCCUUUGACAGCGCUAUUGCAUUCAUUCGAUUGCGUCGAAAAUCCCUGGUACCUAGGUGGGAAUAUCUCGGCAGGAUCUCCUGGUGGUAUUCGAAUCGCUCGCGACUUGUACGCCAAAGCCUGGAUCUCAGCGCACGACGCCGACAAGGACAAUUCUGGUUGGUCUGUAAAGCAGACUCGUGUUGCAAAGUCCACCAUAGACCACAUUACGAAGAUGCUGGAGGACAGUCAUGCAGUUAAGUGUCGGAGUUUCCGCACUGAUGUUGUCAGUCUGGCAUCUGGCGAACAACGACGCAUCGACAGGUAAGCAGAAGAUUGAGGGCCAAUCCUACACUACCGUGAGAGAGCUCCAAGAUACAAGUGAGCUUGCAUCGCAAAAGGAGCAGAGGCCUCGAAGUCAUGAAAGUCACUCGAUAUCCGGUCGCGAUAACUCGCUACACAAGAGGGCUUCUGAGAACCUCGGCGAGUUCUAAAUUUGAAGCUGAACAACGUUGUGCUUCUUGCGAAUGGUCAUAAAUGGCCAGUUUCGCGACAAUGAUGGUUGGCACGGCACACGUGAUUGUGUGCCGAGGCAGACUCGGGAGGCUGAGCUACACUCCUCUCUUCACUGCGAAACUAU
This is a messenger RNA of Didymella exigua CBS 183.55, 1639 nucleotides long. RefSeq lists its product as uncharacterized. The transcript has a single exon. NCBI's taxonomy places the organism in Eukaryota, Fungi, Ascomycota, Dothideomycetes, Pleosporales, Didymellaceae. The record is from RefSeq and is a predicted model, not a curated record. The coding region runs from base 251 to 1327 and encodes 358 amino acids.